AAUUUCUAAAAUUUAAUUUUCGAUUUUAUCAUAUAUAUGGCGCAAAGUUCUGUAAUAACGAUAAAAACAACGAUCAAAUAUUUUAUGAAAGGAAAAUACAUUGCAUUAAUUUUCAUGUGUAUUUUUGUCUUAAAUAUGCGUCGUUUCUUUUCAGAAUUUAUGCGUUGUUUCUCCUCGGUAUUUGUACGUCAUUUCACACCUUCUAUACCAUAUGCUAUACCACCUACCGCACCACCUAUCAUACCACCUACUAUAUCACUUUACAUUCGACCUUCCGUACCACUUUCCGUAUCACCUAUAACAUGUAUCGAAAGAUCUAAACAAGGUGUUACAUUCAACAGAGAGUUAUUUGCAUUAAUUGGAGGUGUAUUUGUAUUCUGUUCAUUUGCAUUAGGAAAUCAUUGGAGCUUGAAGAACCAAAUAGGUUCAGAGAAAGAAAGACAAGAAAGUAUAAGCAAAGAAAUUCUGGCAAAAUUGAAAGAACAGAAAGAAGUGAAUGAAGUAAAUGAAGCAAUUGAAGUAGUAAAUGAAAUAAAUGAGGUAAAUGAAGAUAAAUGAAUAAAGAAAUUUAUAAUGGUAAAUAGAUCAAUGUCAAUUUUUUUUGAAAUAUUCUGCUUAAUAAGUUACAAUAAAGAUUUUUAUGAUCUUAAAUCUAGU
This is a messenger RNA of Rhizophagus irregularis DAOM 181602=DAOM 197198, 657 nucleotides long. RefSeq lists its product as uncharacterized. NCBI's taxonomy places the organism in Eukaryota, Fungi, Glomeromycota, Glomeromycetes, Glomerales, Glomeraceae. The record is from RefSeq and is a predicted model, not a curated record.